AUGGCAGGUAUGCAAGAAAUACUACCCAGUCUCCUCGACGGCACACUGCGCCCAGGAUCCGGGCCCGCCGUCCGUCGAGAAGCGUACCUACGCCCCACAACAGUACAAUGCCACGCAUCCAACCUGCUACGCCUGCCAAAUGGAGAUCUGCUAUGCACCUGGUUCGGAGGAAACAUGGAAGGAAAACCUGAUAUCAGCAUCUACCUCUCCAGGCUCCCAUCGGGGGGACAGACCUGGAGAGAAGCCGUAAAGGUCACGCAUGACGGUACACGCAGCGAGCAGAACCCAGUUCUAUUCCGUCAUCCGUCCGGCGAGCUCUGGCUGCUUUACACUUCGCAGCAGGGCGGUAACCAAGACUCUGCUGUGGUGAAACGCGUUAUCUCCUCCGAUAAUGGCGCCACCUGGAGCAGUCCCACCACCUUGUUCGAUGACCCGGGCACCUUCAUCAGACAGCCCGUUAUUAUCCUUGAGAACGAGGUGUUUGUGGUUCCGACAUUCAAAUGCCGCGUGGAACCAGGUGCAAAAUGGAUCGGAAACGAUGAUAUCUCUGCGAUCCGUACGUCCGCUGACCAGGGGAAGACAUGGUCAGAGGUUGCAGUUCCCGAGAGCACAGGCUGCGUGCACAUGGAGAUCCAGCGCCUGAAAAAUGGGAGUUAUCUCGCGCUGUACCGCAGUCGGUGGGCGGAUUAUAUCCAUCUAUCUACUUCAUCGGAUGGAUUGAACUGGAGUGCACCGCAGCCUACGUCCCUGCCGAAUCCCAAUGCUGGUAUAUGCUUCGAUGUCUUGUCCUCCGGCCGGGUGGUGGCUGUGUAUAACCACUCAUCACGAAAGAAUGCCGAAGGGCGUAGAGAGGGGUUAUAUGAUGAGAUCACAGAGGAGGGCGAAGAUACUCGUCCAAACCAGAAAGGUCGAACCGAUGGGAAAGAGGCCUUCUGGGGAGCUCCGAGGGCGCCGCUCUGUGUGGCAUGGAGUGACGAUGAUGGGAAAUCGUGGCAGCAUCGAACCCUGGAGGAGGGAGAUGGGUUUUGUCUGACGAACAACAGCGAGCAGAAGCGAAAUCGCGAGCUGUCUUAUCCCAGUAUGGUGGUUGGGGAGGAUGGCACGAUCCAUAUUGCCUUUACCUUCUGGCGUCAGACAAUCAAGUAUGUUCAGAUUGGAGAGGAAUUCUUUACAGCAUAG
Molecule: messenger RNA, 1179 nt
Organism: Penicillium mononematosum
Lineage: Eukaryota; Fungi; Ascomycota; Eurotiomycetes; Eurotiales; Aspergillaceae
Product: sialidase family protein
Exons: 1
Coding region: 1-1179 (392 amino acids)
Source: RefSeq, a predicted model, not a curated record